GUUCUAGAAAACAAAAAACUAGUUUUAAAAACAAUUACCAAAUAAAGCCUUAGAAUCUAAUAUCAUCCAAAAAAAAGCUAACAGCACCCCUUCCUAGUAUUUCUAUGCAGAAAAACACACUAGACCUUGAGUUGGAGUCUUUGGCUACAUUUCUCCGGGAAAAAGGAAAACCCCAUGUCCAAAAGAGCAAGAACAAACAAAGAAUGUUCCCGGAUCAUCCUCAAUCCGCAUUCCCUUAGACCCCUGAUCCUCUCUGCAUUUCCCUUUCACACAUAUGGUAUUGAAUGCCAUCCAUCUUUUUCAAUUCUGAUGUGGUUUGAUUCAAAAGACCGCGUAAACAUCACACUUCACAUCUGAUAUUCAUGAACAUAGCUGAGCUGACAUGGAUUGAAGUUGAACUGAUCAAUGCUCUCUUUUUUAUAUUCUCUUGCUAUUUUGAUUAGCUUAUAUCAAUUUCUUGGUAGGUUUUGAAGAGGUCAUACACUCACUGAUCCUACUUUCUUACAGCAAUGAAAACACCCUUGAACUCGUCACAGAAUAAUCAUACUAAUAAGCUGAUUCGCCUCAGAAAUGAGUGCCCAUAUGUCCUUAUUAUUAUCAAAUUCUACUCCUCUCUUCAUUUCUUAAUCUAUUUUUUGGGGUUAGGUUUUGCUAUUUUAUUUUUAUUAAUUUUCUUAUUAUUUUUAUUUUUACUGAGUCCAAGGUUAGGAUGGCCAACUGUCGAGGGUAGUUGGGCAGAACUUGGAAUAAGAGCAAAACACAUAUGACAACACAUCCAUUGGUCAACCAAAAUGCCCAUCAAUCAACCCAUUCUUCUCAAUCUAACUACAAUACUGCCACACCAACAUUGAGACAAGCAUCUUAAAUCCUUCUUUUAAGCCCAAUUUCAAAUCAUUUUCUAUGAGUGUCAUAUAUUUUUGUGAAAAAAAUAUCAAAUUUAUUUCUUAAACAGUUAAGUAACUAGAAGAUCUUCCUCAGGUGAUAGCAUCUCAGUCAAAAGUGGCAUUAGGGUUGCUGGUUGGUUACUCCAUCUGGGUUAUUGUAUUCUUCAAAGCCACCAUAGAGAGGAGGGAUGACUUUAGUUGGCCCAUUAGAAAAGGACAAAAUAAUGUCAUCCUUAUGUUAAUACAUUGUCUUAUCUCAUUUCUUUGAUGGGCAAGUUGUCACUUAAAUUAUUUAAUUUUUAUAUAAAAAUAUUAAAAUAAAUAAAAUUGUCUUACAUAAAAAUAAUUUAUUGAUUUUAAUUUUUUUUAUUUUUUCUAUUUAUUUUAUUUUCCUAUAGUAUUAAAUUUUUCUCCUCGAUUAAUUUUUGUUGUUACAAUAAAAUCUUUCUAAUGUCAAAAAUAUUUUUGUUUUUCCUAAAUCCAAUUCCUAAUGACCUAAUUUAUAAAAAUGCAAAAGAUUCGAAAACAGUGGUCAAACAGAUUGGCAUUUCUGUGAUAAUGUACAAAAGCAAGGUCAUAUUCCAUACCCCUAUUUUGUCCUCUUUAAAACAGCUCGCCAGCCCGCUAUUUUGUCUCGAGGAGUCUCAAUAGUUUUUCAUACAGAGAGAGAGAGAGAGAGAGAAAGAGAGCAACAACACCAACUAUGGCCAAUUCUAAUGGCCUUUUCCUCAUAUCUUCCAUCUUCGUCGCAGCUCUCUUCACCGCCUCCGUCUCCGCCGGCGGGGACUUCAGCCAACUGAACUGGGAGCCGGCAGCGAAGGCAGCAGCCACAUGCCAAGGCUCGAUAGCGGAGUGCCUCGCGGGAAGGGACGAGUUCGAGAUGGACACGGAGAUCAACCGCCGCAUCCUAGCGACGACGCAGUACAUAAGCUACGGUGCGCUGCAGAGGAACACUGUUCCCUGCUCUCAGAGGGGUGCGUCCUACUACAACUGCAAGCCCGGUGCCGAGGCCAACCCCUACAACCGUGGCUGCAGUACUAUUACUCGUUGCCGUAGUUAAGCUUUUUCCUUUUUCUUUCAUAACUUUGGUUUUAUCUUUGGCUUUGUUUUUAUUUGUAAAAUAAUAAUAAUAAUAAUAAUAAUAAUAAUAACAAAAAAUAAUAAUACGAUGAGUAUUGGAAAUUUUUAGUUACAUUUGAUGUGGAGUGUUUUGUUUAAUAAUGUAUUUAUCAGCUCUUCAA
Vitis vinifera (wine grape) is the source of this 2125-nucleotide messenger RNA. Its product is annotated as rapid alkalinization factor. NCBI's taxonomy places the organism in Eukaryota, Viridiplantae, Streptophyta, Magnoliopsida, Vitales, Vitaceae. The record is from RefSeq and is a predicted model, not a curated record. The coding region runs from base 1588 to 1944 and encodes 118 amino acids. The transcript has a single exon.